ACACCAGAGAGUCGUCAUCUGUCAAAAGUUUUUGCGGGACGUUUUGUUUAUUUCCAUCAUAGCAAAGCAAAAAACGUUUUAUUUACCAAAUUUACAGAAAAUAUAAUUUCCAACAAUGUCUGUGGUUAUAGAAACCACAAUUGGCGACAUUACUGUCGACCUGUUCGUCGACGAGAGACCGGUGGCGUGCCUGAACUUCAUGAAACUGUGCAAACUCAAAUACUACAAUUACAACCUCUUCCAUACCAUAGAGCAAGGUUUCAUAGCACAGACGGGUGAUCCAACUGGAGCGGGUGAUGGCGGCAGUUCUAUAUGGGGUGUUGUUGAGGGACAACACAAGCGGUUCUUUGAGGGUGAAACUUUGCCAAAGAUUCAUCAUUCCAGUGCUGGUCUUCUCUCGUUGGUCGGGGCCGGCAAACAACUGCUGGGCAGUCAAUUCUUUUUCACUUUGGGUGACAACCUGACAUCUUUGGACGGGCAGCAUUGUGUCAUUGGGGAGGUGGUAGAGGGUCAUGAGACGUUGAGAAAGUUAAAUGAAGCCAUUGUAGAUGAAAACUUUAGGCCAUAUCAAGAUAUUCGCAUUACACAUACGGUAAUAUUAGAUGAUCCAUUUCCUGACCCCAGAGGAUUUAGGCAGCCAAGUAGAUCACCCUCACCAUCGGCGGAGAGAAUGCAAAAUGGUCGCAUAGCUGCAGAUGAAGACAUAGACGACACCGACGGCAAAACAAUGGAGGAAAUACAGGAGAUGCUGGCUGAACGCGAAGCUAAGGCCAGAGCAACAAUAUUGGAGAUUGUGGGCGAUUUGCCAGAUGCAGAUAUGGCACCACCUGAAAAUGUUCUAUUCGUUUGCAAGUUGAAUCCUGUGACGACAGAUGAUGAUUUGGAAAUUAUAUUCAGUCGAUUUGGCCGAGUUAAGAGUUGUGAAGUAAUAAGAGACCGUAAGACUGGAGAUUCUCUUCAGUAUGCCUUUGUGGAAUUUGAGGAUCAGAAGUCCUGCGAAGCUGCAUAUUUUAAAAUGGACAAUGUGCUCAUAGAUGAUAGACGAAUUCAUGUGGAUUUCUCACAAUCUGUUUCUCGCAUCAAGUGGCGUGGUAAAGGACGAGGUGUUGAAGGUGAUUCUAAAGGUCUGGAUUUUAAUAAUUUGCGUGACAAGGGAAAUGUCGAUCGCAAACCAAACAAACAAAAUGAGAGACAACGUUCGCCAAGAAGAGAUAACAAUAGGCAACGUGAACGCAGGCGAACACGUUCGAGAUCCCGGUCACGAGGUAGAAUGACCUCAGCGGAAAGGCGUAAAGCUAGAGAGGAACGUCACAGAGAACUGGAUAAGCAAAGGAGAUCAAGAUCGACAUCGAGAUCGAGGCAUAGAUCACCACCACGCCGAGACAAUAGACGAGGUGAUAGGGAGAGAUCACCCAUAAGAAGAUAUGACGACCGAUACUCUCCCAAGAGAAGAAACGAUGAACGGUAUAAUGACAGAAGGCAUGACGAUGAACAUCGUAGAAACCGAGACAGGCGAGAAUCACCACACAGAAAUAAGGAGAGAAUACAAAAUGGACGAUCUAUGGAAAAGAAACGACACGACCAGUCUCCAGUAAGAAGACAAUCUCGAAGAGAUGAAACUUCGUACGAAGAAAGCAGAGAUGUCAGGAAACGUAAAAAGGAUGAUGGCAAAAAGAAGUCAAAAAAAUCUAAAAGAGAUACCAGUAGCAGUGAGGAAUCGUCUUCCGAAAGUGAAUCGUCUGACAGUGAAAGCACAUCUUCUUCGUCUAGCGAAAGUGAUAGCUCAUCCGAAGACGAGCGUCGGAAGAAAAAGAAAUCGAAAAAAUCAAAAAAGAAAAAAUCCAAAUCAAAGAAAAGCAAAUCGAAAAAACAUAAAAAGUGAAUGUAAAAUAUAGUAUGAUAAAUCUUUAUUAAAGAAGACAACAAACAAUUAAACUAGAA
Musca domestica (house fly) is the source of this 1941-nucleotide messenger RNA. RefSeq names its product peptidyl-prolyl cis-trans isomerase sig-7. Gene Ontology annotation, biological process: protein peptidyl-prolyl isomerization. The record is from RefSeq and is a predicted model, not a curated record. Bases 116 to 1882 code for a protein of 588 amino acids. NCBI's taxonomy places the organism in Eukaryota, Metazoa, Arthropoda, Insecta, Diptera, Muscidae. Gene Ontology annotation, cellular component: nucleus. The transcript has a single exon. Gene Ontology annotation, molecular function: peptidyl-prolyl cis-trans isomerase activity; RNA binding.